CAAGUUAGGUUGACAUACGGUAAACAAGGUCACAGGGUGAUAGGCUCGUUCAGAAUGAAGGGGAUCUUAUUUUUUACUCUUUGCCUUAUUUCAGUACCAGGAAGAAGUGCAAAAACUAGAAAGCUGAAAGCUUAUAUUAAUGGGGGAAUACUCAUUUUCUGCCAAUUUGAUGAACAACAUAAAGAAAAACAGAAAUACCUCUGCAAAGGUGAAAAUUCAACCUGCCCUUACAAUCGGUUAGAUCACAACGACAGCAGAGUCCUCCAGUAUGAAAAUGCUCGCAGGGACUAUUUAACCGUUCUCAUCACAAACCUCACAUCAGAGGACAGUGGGACUUAUUACUGUGGGGCUGACGAUGGACAUUUUGGUGAUAAAAUCGCUUUGCAUGUAAUGUCAGGUGAUUGCUGUGAUCCACCAUUUGUAAUUACUGGUCUUAAGGGAGAAAAUAUCAACAUUCAAUGCAAGUACCUUGUAGAAAAUAGAGGAAAUAUCAAGCACUUAUGUAAACAACAAAAUAACAUUAUUGAGACAGAUCUUAUUCAGUCAAAGCCAUCGGAGAGAGAACAGAAGUAUUCCCUGUCUGACAACACAAGUGCAAACCUGUUUUCUGUGACGAUCCAUGAGCUAGAGACAAAGGAUGCUGGGAUCUACUGGUGCGGAGUGAGAACCGGUCAAGGAGAUGUGGCUCUCAUCAGCCAGAUUAAUCUACAGAUCACAGGAGAGAUUCAGGCGGGAAAACUAAAGACUCUGAAUCUGAAAGGAUUUCAGAUGGGAGGCAUUGCAAUUCUUUGCAAAUUUAAUAACAUGCAUACAAACAAGAAGAGAUACUUCUGCAAGGGCAAUUCUACAACCUGCCCUCAUAAUCGCUUCACAAAUGGUACUGAUAGCAGGUUCUUCCAGUAUGAAAAUGAGUUCAAUAAGGCCCACUUAUUAGUUCUACUCACAAACCUCACCACACAAGACACCGGGAUGUAUCACUGUGCAGUUGAAGAUGAAGAAAUGCAGGCAGCAUUUAACUUGAAUAUAAAAGAAGUUGACUGCUGUGAUUCACCUAAUACAACUACUGGACAUGUGGGAGGACAUAAAAGGAUUCAGUGCAAGUACCCUGAGGAAGCAAAAACAAACGUGAAACACUUCUUCAAGCAACAUGAUACGUCCGUUGAUUUGGAUUUUAUCACAUCAAAUUCUUUACCAAAGAAUACAAAAUAUUCUCAGUCUGACAACAAAUCUGCAAACGUCUUUACUGUGACUAUCCAUGAGCUGGAGAGGAAGGAUGCUGGGAUCUACUGGUGUGGAGUUAGAACUGCUGGGAAUAAUGUGGCUUUGACCGGACAGGUGAAUCUACAGAUCACAGGUGUCACAGAAAAAGCCCCUGUUAAGGACAUGAAGACCCCUGUAGUCAUGGGGAUCAUAGCACUGGUGUUAGCUGUCACAUUAUUCCUGUGCUAUAGACACAUACAGAGCAAAGAGCAUGACAGGUCAAACAGAUUCAUUUACCAUCAAACAGAGAAUCCAGACCCAGACAAAAUCUAUGAGGAGAUUGAGGACAUUGGUCCUCCUCCGCCUCCCCUGACUUCAAGAUGUAACUAUAUCAAGGUAGACAAUGCAGGUGACCCAACCUACUACACUAUUCAGUCACCCCCAAACCUUCCUGAUGAUAGAGGUCUACACACCCAGAUCAACACUGUCUAUGCCACCGCUGAACUCCCCGGCGAUGUCGCCACUUACUCAAACAUCGAGUCACCAAUACACACUUCUGCUGACACACGCCUUAGCACUGGUUCUGAUGAAGCAGAUAAGACAGUCAGCACUGUCUAUGCCACAGCACAAUGUCCCAGUAAUCCCACUAGAAUCCCCACACCACACACUGAUCAGCCAGACCCCACAAACCCAGUAAACCAGGAACCCAAAUACACCAAUGCGGACACUGUGUGUAAGACCCCUCAUUCACCCACACACACUUCUGAUGACACUGACUAUUCUAUGGUCUGUAGUCCAACAAGUACCCAAGUCAGUACGGUUUAUGCCAAUGCAGAACUUAUUACAAAUACAAAUAAUGACACACCAAACCAUAGCGAUGAGGUACCCGCUAGCCUCAACAAUGAUGCCACAAUGUCAGCUGAACGUAUGCCCUCAAAAUCAAUUGAUGAUCCUGCACAAGUAGGAAACAAAUCACCCUGUGGUCUCAGCUCUCUGUAUUCCAUCGGACACGGAACUCCAUAGAACCCAAUUAGCCUCACAUAAACAUGAUGAUGACUGUGCAUUCCCCCAUUUCCAGGUACACAUAAAUCCUGAUGACGAACUCACUCACCUUAAUGUCUCUGAUACCAUGGCCUCUGCUGAUGACCCUAAAAUGUCUCCUAUUCAUGACCCCGCAAACUCCAGCACUGAUCACAAAGGUCUAACAAUCCAGGGUUCUUCAAACCCCACUGAUUAUCAGAUGACUGCUAUGGCUCCAGACUCCAUAGACACCAAUCAAAUUCUUGAAUUUCCCCUUGGGGAUCUAUCUACCUAUCUAUCUAUCUAUCUAUCUAUCUAUCUAUCUAUCUAUCUAUCUAUCUAUCUAUCUAUCUAUCUACAGUAUCUAUCUAUCUAAUUAUGAACACACACACAGUUACUGUAAAUGGGGUCAGCCGUGGCCUACUUGUUAGAGCUUCGAGCAUGUAACCGGAGGGUUGCCAGUUUGAUCUCCGACCAGUCCAUGGCUGAAAUGCCCUUGAGCAAGGCACCAAACCCCUCACUGCUCCCCGAGCGCUGCUGUUGGGCAGGCAGCUCACUGCUCUGGGUGCUUCUACUCACUGUUUAUUCACUGCAUACCGUGUGUGUUCACGAAUUCACAAGUUGGGAUAAAUGCAGAGACCGAAUUUCCCUUACAUAAAUGCCCAGGGUCCUACACACUCUGCUGAUAAGCCGACAACUAUCCGUAGUGAUGUUCAAAUGCACCUUAGUGUUGUCCACCAAGGCUUUACCUGCCAGUGUUCUGUAGUCUGUGUAGCGAUGGAUAAUGAACUGUGUUGUUUGUGCCCCCCAUAAACCCUAUGUGAUGUGAAUGUGUGUGUUUCUGUACGGUGAGCAUAAACAAUAUGACUGACCAUACAUUCUGCCCAAAGCCAGCUGUUCGAAACACAACACACAUAACCAUGUUGACUCCACAUUUGUUAUGCUAAACUUCACUGUUAUCUUGACAGUGCCCACAAAUUGGGUGUCAACACACACAAACUCACACGCACACACACAGCUAAAGUAGAAUGCCACAUUAUUCAUUAUUCUAUAGCCAACUUCUGUCACACAAUCAUUUUCUACUAUCAUAAUACUAAAACUGAAAAAAUAAUGAAGUGUUCUUUUAAAAUUUAGCUCCUUAUUAAGCUAUCUGUUUGUAUGCUCUAGAAAUGAUUAGUUUAGCUAUUAUAGCUCAGAAGCAGUUUCCAGCGUUUGGAGCCUGGGCUACAUGCAGAGACCAGGGGGGUAUUCCAUCAAGCGAGCUAACCGUAAAUCGCGGCUAACUUUGAUAAGCCUCGCUAAUUUUAGAGAGAGCUCGGUGCCAUUACUCCCGCUAACAGGAAUCUCAGCUGAGUUGCUGGGGUAACAUAUGCUUCUGAACUAACCUGGUCGGUGGCAGGCUAACUGCCGAGCUAAAUUAAUCUGUGUUGCAAAUAAAAAACACCAGUCGGAAAACGAGUCCCAAACCGUUGGUUCCGUCAACCUGUGCUUUCGUCACCUGUAGCCUACAACUUAAAAAAUAGAAGGAGAAACGUUUUUCCGACAGUGUUGCAAGCAUUGAUUAAGGCUACCUAUCCGCUAGUUUAAAUGAAUUUCUGAAAAUUAUGCAACUUACAUUGUUUGAACUUGAUAUGUGUGUGGUCCAAGGAAUCUUGCGGCUAUGCGUAACGUACGUCUUUCGUGGUGUCAUGCGCAGCGUGACAGCAGAACAAUCGAGGCAUGUUUUGCGUGUUCUCGGGUUCGGUUCCCAUGCGAUGAAUUUACAUAGACUAUGUUAACACAUUAAUAUUGCCAUGUUUAGUUAUACUCUUUAAUGAAAGGCAUCAUUAUUAAGGGUCAUAUACAGUAGCUUCAGUGACAGUAGGCAGGCUGUCAGUGUGCUAUACGAUGCACGGCAAGCCAGCCUAUAGCCUAAUUCUGUAAAGGCUAUAAUAAUUAAAACCGCUUCAUAUAGUCUAAUUAAUUAUGCAUGUAGUUCGGAUAUCAAACCAACUGUAUUACAGAAAUUAAAUAUGAAAUGACAUAUUGAAAGCCAAUAUUGCAUUUCAUUUAGGCUAAUUAUAUUUCACAAACACUUUGGCAGAACUAUAUGCUUAUGGGAGACAAUAGGCUAGGUUUUCUCCCAAUACUCCCAGGACAAUAGGCUACCAAUUUAUUUUAUGACCACCGAAAAAAUAUUUCAGAGUGAACCCUUUUAAUUUACAAACGUAGGUUAUCUUUAUUGUUGAAUAGCCUAUGCCAAAGUUGUUUUGAGUUUAAAUAGCCUGCUUAUUCACUCGUUUUGUUCAGAGUGAAGACAAUCAAAGUCCCAAUUCAAACCAUCAUAAUUACUGUUUAGCGAUUUACAGUAGGCCUACGAUUUCGUUAUUCUCCUUUUUAGGCAACUACUGUAUCUAUUUUUUCUCUCGUGUUCAAUUUGAUUACUUCCGAUGAAAAUCCUGUAGGUAGCGCUUGUAAAUCGAACUGAAAUCUUCUAGUUUGCCUUAAUUUUACGACAUGCAUCCUCUUUUCAUCAAUCUAUGGUUUUGGUCUACUUUUCUACCUCGUGCACGAGCAGACAUGAAGCUGAUUUUAGCCUUGUUUGAAUAAACGAGGGCAAGAUGCAGCUAACUUGAGUUAAUGGAACGGCUUUAGCUUCAAGUGGAAGUCUACACUAGUUCAAGCCAGGCUAUUUCUGUUGAGCGCCGCCUUGUUUAGCGAGGUUGAUGGAAUACCCCCCAGAGGGUUUGUGUUGUUGUUGUUGUUGUUGUUGGUUUGUUUAUGUUACAGUGUAUACACAGCAUGGCAGCUAUUGAAUAAUGACAAUGUGAUUGCUGAAUGUGGAAAAUGUUUUUUGCUUGAAAUGUCAAUCACUGAUUAAUUUUUUUAGCUUAGCUUUACAUUCAAACUUUCUUUGUUCCUCUAUGAUUUUACUGUUUUGUAAAAUGUGCAUCUAUGUAAGCUAUAUAUAAGUUUUGAAAUGACUGUCAAUGCAUACACACAACAUUCUAUCACUGCCAAAUAUGUUAAUUUCAUAUACAAUGUUCUUUGUCUACAUAUUGCAUCUUGAAUGCCUAAUUGUCAAACUAAUCUGAUGAAUAAACAACUCAA
Molecule: messenger RNA, 5310 nt
Organism: Sardina pilchardus (European sardine)
Lineage: Eukaryota; Metazoa; Chordata; Actinopteri; Clupeiformes; Clupeidae
Product: polymeric immunoglobulin receptor-like
Exons: 8
Coding region: 55-2223 (722 amino acids)
Cellular component (GO): plasma membrane
Molecular function (GO): transmembrane signaling receptor activity
Source: RefSeq, a predicted model, not a curated record